Molecule: messenger RNA, 675 nt
Organism: Penicillium roqueforti
Lineage: Eukaryota; Fungi; Ascomycota; Eurotiomycetes; Eurotiales; Aspergillaceae
Product: PX domain-containing protein YPT35
Exons: 5
Coding region: 1-675 (224 amino acids)
Cellular component (GO): endosome
Molecular function (GO): phosphatidylinositol-3-phosphate binding
Source: RefSeq, a predicted model, not a curated record
AUGGAGCCAGCACCCGAGGAGGCCAAUCCGGCAUCUAAGCCGCCCUCCCCACACCCAGACAUCCAGCCCGACCCCGCACUCCAACCUGAGACCGAGACCGAUACCGAUAAUGCCAAUGAUGAUCCUACAAAAACCGACAGUCACGAUGAUCAAUCCCAGAGCUCCCCAUCCUCCACCUCCCGCCCCCUCUCCGCCGUAGUGCCCCCCUACUGGCGCCGACACGAGCGCGAUGCCUCACAUGUCUCGCAGGCGUCGCUGCGUGGCGCUACCAUCACAUUAGAAGACCAUACUACCGACCCGAACUCGGAGACGAGUCGGGGGCUCUGGGCGAGUAGCGUUACUAUUGACGAUCAUGUUGUGGUGCGCGGUAUGACUGGGGUGGGGUCGUAUGUUGUGUGGAAUUGUACAAUUCAGACACUGGAUGGUGGUCCAAUUGUUGUCCGGAUGAGAUACUCCGAGUUCGAUGACCUGCGCCAGCGGCUGGUGGCUUCUUUCCCGCAUGCGAGGAGUGCAUUGCCUGCAUUGCCGCCGAAGAGCAUUAUCUUCAAAUUCCGACCCUCAUUCCUGGAAUCAAGACGCGUGGGCUUGGAGUAUUUCCUCAACUGCGUCCUUUUAAACCCAGAGUUCUCGGGCUCCCCUAUCGUCAAAGACUUCCUCUUCGGUCGUAUAUGUUAA